Solanum pennellii is the source of this 877-nucleotide messenger RNA. Its product is annotated as AP-3 complex subunit sigma-like. The record is from RefSeq and is a predicted model, not a curated record. Gene Ontology annotation, biological process: intracellular protein transport; Golgi to vacuole transport. NCBI's taxonomy places the organism in Eukaryota, Viridiplantae, Streptophyta, Magnoliopsida, Solanales, Solanaceae. The transcript is spliced from 7 exons. Gene Ontology annotation, cellular component: membrane coat; AP-3 adaptor complex; intracellular membrane-bounded organelle. The coding region runs from base 92 to 598 and encodes 168 amino acids.
UACGUUUAUUCAAUUUUACAAUUAUUGAACAGAGAGAGCGAGACAAAAGAGUAGCUUUGCCAGUUCUUCUAUUGUGAGAUUUACAGGAAGAAUGAUAAAGGCGGUAAUGGUGAUUAACACCUUCGGCAAGCCUCGCCUUUCGAAAUUUUACGAAUUUCAGCCAGUGGAGAAGCAACAAGAGCUCAUCCGCCAUGUCUACACAGUCUUAAGCAACAGGCCUGACAAUGUGAGCAAUUUUAUUCGGAGCUUAGGGGCAAUUUUCGGUCCGGAUACAAGGCUCGUGUAUAAGCACUAUGCUACCUUAUAUUUCGUGUUUCUAUUUGAUAACUCUGAGAAUGAGUUGGCCAUGCUCGACUUAAUACAAGCAGUUUUUGUAGAAACUCUGGACAAAUGCUUCAGAAGUGUAUGCGAGCUUGAUGUAGUAUUCAAUUAUAGCAAGAUGCAUAUCAUUCUAGAUGAAAUAAUUUUAGGUGGUCAAGUGCUAGAAACAGAUUCUGUUGAAGUCGUGAGAGCAGUGGAAGAGAUUUCAAAAUUAGAGUCAACCACUAGUGCUGGCACAUUGAUCAACAAAUCUAUUCCGUCUUGGUGGGCUAGAUAACACAUGGUUCCUCUGUACAUUACCAUAUCUUAGUGUUGAAAACGAACUAUAGGGAAUAUGACAUGUAUACUUUUUCAGUUCGGCAUGUUAACUGACUUCUCGAUUUGUAAUCAUAGCUGGAUACACCCUUCUCUGAGUUAUCAGAUUUUCUUUAUAGGGUCCUUCACCGCUAGUUGCAAAAGCCAAGCUGAAAGUGUGUUCAAGUUUUAUACUCUUAUAAAAUACCUGCCUUGUAUGUUGAAACUUGAUUAGCUAUCGUGAGCAAUUAUUUUACUGAAC